Messenger RNA from Sinocyclocheilus grahami, 751 nucleotides. Its product is annotated as ETS-related transcription factor Elf-2-like. NCBI's taxonomy places the organism in Eukaryota, Metazoa, Chordata, Actinopteri, Cypriniformes, Cyprinidae. The coding region runs from base 155 to 679 and encodes 174 amino acids. The transcript has 4 exons. The record is from RefSeq and is a predicted model, not a curated record.
GCGCGGAGGAUUUCCUGUGUUUGGCGCGGAAGGAUCUGUGCGCGCGCGGUUGAAUUUGUGGAGAUUUCCUGUGGAGGUGGAGUGAUACGCGAGUCGUGCGUCUCUAAACGCUUUCAAUGCGAGUCAAUGUGAAUUCUGCACCUCUGGACGAAACAUGGCGACGUCGCUGCAUGAUGGACCCGCUAACCAGCUCGAUCUGCUUAUCCGAGCAGUGGAAGCAUCAGUUCAUGGCUCUGUACAGUGCUCUGACAAAACCAUUGAGGCUGCUGAAGCUCUUCUACACAUGGACUCUCCCUCCAGCUUGCGUGGGGACCGGAGCCCAGAGGUAUUUGUGCCUCCAUGUGUCAACACUUCGGAGUUCCUGCAUGCUGCCAUGCGACCUGAUGUGCUGACAGAGACCGUAGUGGAGGUCAGCACAGAGGACUCGGAGCCCAUGGAGGUGGUUACGGUUUUUCAGGAGCCUGAGAUGCUGGAGAUGGAACCCACCAAAAGAAGAAAAUGUGAGAACAUGAACAUUGGCAAAGCUGGGCGGAAACCCAAACCCCAUCACAUUUCAAAUGGAUCUCCAGACCUGGGCAUCAAGAAGAAGUCGAGAGAAGGGAAAGGUAUGUCUCAUACAUUGUGUUAUAUGCAUGAUAUGCUUAAUCAAUGGGUGAGGAAACAUCUGGGUCAUAUUUAACUGCAAAAUCAAAAAGGAACUGUAAUGUAAUGUACUAUAAUCCAAUUUUUUUCUCAUUACUUUGAUGUAUUU